GAGUCUUGUACUAUCGGAAAUGCGCGCCCUUGUGCUUGUUGCUCUUGUUGCUGUGGUCGCUGUGGCCUCCGCCCAAGGACCUGGUGGUCGAUGGGGUCCACGUGGCCCAGGAGGUCCAGGCGGUCUAGGCGGUCCAGGAGGUCCGGGACGCGGUCCCGGAGGACCAGGUGGUCCAGGAGGUCCAGGACGCGGCCCCGGAGGACCAGGUGGGCCAGGAGGACCAGGAGGACCUGGAGGACAUAAGGGACCAGGAGGACAUAAGGGACCAGGUGGUCCUGGAGGACCAUGGGGACCACCAUGCAAUCAAACCACCACCAGCACCACUGAAGCCUCUACAAGCACUUCCUCCACGACAGCCUCCUCCACCACAGCUUCCUCCACUACAGCUUCCUCUACCACAGUUUCCUCCACUACAGCUUCCUCCACCACAGCUUCCUCCACGACAGCCUCAUCCACAACUGACUCCUCCACCGAAUCCUCCACAGAAUCCUCAACAGCUUCCACGGCCUAAAUCUCGUGGUUCAGUCAAUUUUGUAAAUAUUAAAGAACGAUUCUGUGCAAAAAAUUCUAGCUUCCAGUUUUAUA
This is a messenger RNA of Drosophila biarmipes, 585 nucleotides long. Its product is annotated as translation initiation factor IF-2. The record is from RefSeq and is a predicted model, not a curated record. Bases 20 to 511 code for a protein of 163 amino acids. The transcript is spliced from 2 exons. Lineage: Eukaryota; Metazoa; Arthropoda; Insecta; Diptera; Drosophilidae.